Molecule: messenger RNA, 1657 nt
Organism: Protobothrops mucrosquamatus (brown spotted pit viper)
Lineage: Eukaryota; Metazoa; Chordata; Lepidosauria; Squamata; Viperidae
Product: coiled-coil domain-containing protein 66
Exons: 9
Biological process (GO): cilium assembly
Cellular component (GO): microtubule; cilium
Molecular function (GO): microtubule binding
Source: RefSeq, a predicted model, not a curated record
GGUGAAGAGCAUGACAAAUGGACAAUGCAUUUUGAUUCUUUCAAGAAUCAUAUGAAUUCAUUUGCACAAUAUCCUUUAAAUACAACAUAUCAAAAGACUCCUGAGCCUAUACAGCUCUCCCAGGACCAUACAGCUUGUACAACUUCACCUUUGUCUUGUCUCACGCCGACAGAGAUAGAGAUUCCAGGAAAAACAGUUGGAAACUAUAUUUCAGAGCCAAAUCAAAAAGCCAGUUACCUUCGUUCAAUGACUGCUCUUCUGGAUCCUGUUCAAAUUGAGGAACGAGGGAGACGACGACAAAAACAAUUAGAGCAUCAGGUAAUCACUAUAAUGUUGCCUUUCUGGUUUAUUGAUUUAUGUUUUUCCACAAGUGGAGAAAAACAAGAAGAAGAGCGCCGGCUUGCCAGAGAACAGGAAUUGAUGAAGAAACAGUUUGAAGAUGAUCUGCUAAAGCAGAAACAAAAAGAGGAAAUCAUGGCCCUUAAAACAAAUGAGUUGUAUCAAACAAUGCAAAAAGCUCAAGAAUUAGCUCAAAGAUUAAAGCAAGAGCAGCGAAUUAAAGAUUUGGCUCAGAAAGGACAUGACACUUCAAAACUGCAGAAGAAUCUUGGUGGUGGUGAUAUUACAAAGGAGAAUAAUUACAUUGACUUGAAUAGGGUUUUAGAGACUCCUAAUCAUCAGAACAUCAUCUGUUUUGCAGAGACUAAUAAUGAAACAAAUGACAGAAAGAAAACUAACUUCUCUCCUCAGAAAGACACAGCUGUGCAGACAGAGUUUGCAAUCACUGAUUUUCCCACUGAUUCUGAAAUUUCCCCUACACCAGCUGGGGAAGGAAGAAUGGACUGCGCAUCUCCAGAUGUUGCUGUAGAAUAUAUAAUGGACUUCAGCAAUAAAAGAAGCAAGAAAGAAGCACAAUAUCUAGAUAAAAAGAUUUCAGAAAAAGAGAAUAUUAUCAGCAGUUGCAAUCCCUAUGAACAGUAUUCCCCAAAGCAGAAACAUCCCAAGGCAGUGGGAAAAAAUGAGAAAAAGGUGGACUGGAACAUAAACAAACCUUGCAAAAGAUAUAUUCCGGCCUCUGAGAAAUAUCCCAGACUCCAGCAAAAGCAGCGUGAAGAAAAGAAAGCACAGCGACAAAUGGCGCUGCUUCAGUUGGUUGAAAGAAACAACCCUGGUAAUCUUUGCAAGAAAAAAGGUGUUUCUCCAGAUAGAGCCCUCUCACCUCACAAGGAAGAUGAGGUCAAAAAUAAGGAAGAACAAUUCUCAAAAAAAUUAUUUGAACAAAGAUCUGACUCCCCACCUGUUCCAGCAGUUAAAAACAAAUUACAGCAACUAAAGACUUCUGAUUUCCCAGUUCUUAACAGCAAAAAUGGAAGCCCAAAGAGUAUUUCUACAGAUCAGCAUGGGAAUGAAAGGCCUCUUCCAAAUACGGAAGCUGAAAGACCUCCUUCAUCUCAUUUUGUUCCUUAUGUGCGAACAAAUGAAGUAUAUUACCUUGAUCCAGAUGCACCCUUGACUAGGCCCUCCACGCAUGAGCCACAAUACCAAGAGCUGGACGAUACUUACCAUAAACCACGGCAGGUUUUUAGCUCUGAUCACAUAAGGGAUCCUCUUUUUAAUCCUAAUAUGGUGAGAGACAGGCAGCAAGCCAUACUCAAAG